GAAUAAAAGAGGGAUAGUGAACCUACUUUCCUUACUCUCACUCUACCACACAUCAAUGGAUUCUCUGGUUCUAUUAUGUACCGGGGCUCUCCUCGCCGGUGGUCUAUUUUGGUUCGUAUGUAUUCUCGGCCCCGCCGAACAGAAGGGCAAGCGCGCCGUCGAUCUCUCUGGUGGUUCGAUAUCAGCGGACAAGGUCCAAGACAACUACAAGCAGUACUGGUCCUUCUUCCGCCGCCCAAAAGAGAUCGAGAAAGCGGAGAAGGUUCCGGACUUCGUUGACACGUUUUACAAUUUAGUCACUGAUAUUUACGAGUGGGGAUGGGGUCAGUCUUUCCACUUCUCCCCAUCCAUCCAGGGGAAAUCUCACGGGGAAGCCACGCGCCUCCAUGAGCAGAUGGCGGUCGAUCUGAUUGGUGUGAAGCCUGGAGAACGAAUUCUUGACGUAGGAUGCGGAGUCGGAGGUCCGAUGCGGGCAAUCGCUGCCCAUUCACGCGCGAAGGUGGUUGGAAUCACCAUCAACGAGUACCAGGUGAACCGUGCCCGAUUGCACAACAAGAAGGCAGGGUUAGAUUCUCUCUGCGAGGUUGUUUGUGGAAAUUUCCUCCAAAUGCCUUUCGCUGACAACAGCUUCGACGGCGCGUACUCGAUCGAAGCGACCUGUCACGCGCCGCAGCUGGAGGAAGUGUACGCCGAGGUGUUUAGGGUUUUGAAGCCCGGAACUCUCUACGUUUCAUACGAAUGGGUCACGACUGACAAAUUCAACGCUAAUGAUGCUGAACAGGUGGACAUCAUUCAGGGAAUCGAGAGAGGAGACGCUUUACCGGGGCUCAGAAGCUACUCCGACAUCGCAGAAACGGCGAGGAAGGUCGGAUUUGAGUUGGUGAAGGAGAAGGAUCUGGCGAAACCACCAGCGAAUCCGUGGUGGUCCCGGUUGAAGAUGGGCCGGAUCGCGUACUGGAGGAACCACAUUCUGGUUUCAAUCUUGUCCGCUAUUGGGAUUGCUCCAAAGGGGACCGUUGAUGUUCACGAGAUGCUGUUCCACACCGCUGAUUAUCUGACCCGCGGUGGCGAGACCGGGAUUUUCAGUCCAAUGCAUAUGGUUCUCCUCAGAAAGCCGGAGUCAUCCAAACCCGCUUCGUCUUAACCAAUGAGGAGGCUACACCUCGCUCCUUUGGCUUUCUCCCCAGGCUGAUGAUGGGAUUCUCCAUUGGAUUUUCAUUUGAGAAAUGACUUGGUUUCAAGAACGGUAUAUGAUCGGAGUUCCAUUAGCAUGCAUAUUCUAGAUUUCAAGUUUCAAGUUCAAUGGAUCUGGAUCUACAUCUACCUCCAUAUAUGUUUGGAGGAUUGUUCACAUGGCAAGAUUUGUUUUGCUCAAGUUGUUUUUUUUUUUGUUUGCUUGUUUAAUUAGACAUAGUCCGAUGUGUUCUAGUUGUUUUUAUUGUUUGUUUGUUUAGUCUAUUUUGAUAUAUCCCGAUAUCAUUUGUAAUCCAGUGUUUUGUCAGUGUAGUCGGGUCUUUGUUU
Tripterygium wilfordii is the source of this 1521-nucleotide messenger RNA. Its product is annotated as 24-methylenesterol C-methyltransferase 2-like. Lineage: Eukaryota; Viridiplantae; Streptophyta; Magnoliopsida; Celastrales; Celastraceae. The transcript is spliced from 2 exons. Gene Ontology annotation, biological process: steroid biosynthetic process. The record is from RefSeq and is a predicted model, not a curated record. Gene Ontology annotation, molecular function: S-adenosylmethionine-dependent methyltransferase activity. Bases 56 to 1144 code for a protein of 362 amino acids.